AUGAGCUUAAAUUGCAGUAGUACCGGUAGUGGCGGCGGAGGGAGCGGCGGAGGUGGCGGCGGGGGGCCAUGCGGGGCAUGCAAGUUCUUGAGGAGGAAGUGCGUGGCGGGGUGCAUAUUUGCGCCGUAUUUUGACUCGGAUCAAGGCGCGUCGGUGUUUGCAUCGGUUCAUAAAGUGUUCGGAGCUAGCAACGUUUCCAAGCUGCUCCACCACAUUCCGCCGCAUAAGCGCCUCGACGCCGUCAUCACCGUUUGCUUCGAGGCUCAGGCCCGCCUCCGAGACCCCGUCUACGGCUGCGUUGCUCACAUCUUUGCUAUUCAGCAGCAGGUGGUGAACUUACAGGCCGAGCUUUCCUUCUUACAAGCCCACUUGGCCAGCCUUCAGGUCCCCACACCACCGCCGCCGCCUAUGUCGGCGGCGAUAAACAUUGCAGACCUCUCAACUGUGUCUCCGGCGGCCUAUGAUACUCUUUCGUCUCUGUUUGAUCCAACGUCGUUGACGACGGUGCAAGCUGCAUGGCCGCCGCCCGUGCAGCAGACGCGCCACUUCAACAGGGAUCCGGCGGAGUCAUCGUCUUCGCCGCCCGCCGGUUCCGGUGUUCUUCAAGAACUGACGCGCCACCUUAUGCGUAGGCCGCCGCAGGGGUGUUAGGGCCUGGCUUGGACUGCAGCUUCUAUUUCAUCUUCAAAAUCAGCUAAUUAAGAGAACCUUAAUUAUUAAGUAGCUUAAUUAGUGACCUUUUAAAUCCGGCCUAUUUGUAAUUUUCUUGUACUUAAAUGACAAUUUCAUUAAUUUCAUACUAAUAAUAUUAUAUAUUUUAUAUAUA
This is a messenger RNA of Ipomoea triloba (trilobed morning glory), 826 nucleotides long. Its product is annotated as LOB domain-containing protein 30-like. The coding region runs from base 1 to 651 and encodes 216 amino acids. NCBI's taxonomy places the organism in Eukaryota, Viridiplantae, Streptophyta, Magnoliopsida, Solanales, Convolvulaceae. The transcript is spliced from 2 exons. Gene Ontology annotation, cellular component: nucleus. The record is from RefSeq and is a predicted model, not a curated record. Gene Ontology annotation, biological process: hormone-mediated signaling pathway; positive regulation of DNA-templated transcription.